AUGAAAGGAAGAAAUGAAAGAAAAAAUGAUCGACUGAUGCCGGGUGGUUCGAUGUACAAGGAAAUUGUCAUGUUCCUUCAUCAUAAAAACUUUGGAUUCUGCAGUAAUGCAAACCAUAACCAACCGGCUUACGUGAAUGAUGAAUUGGGCUCGGAUGAGUUUAAAAUGCGAUACAAUGUUGCACGUUAUAUACAAGCUAUUAAGAAAAUAUUCUUCUUCUCGUUGUGGACAAAAAGAAGAUGUUUUGCAAUAAAAAAAAAAGAACAAAGCAUUACUUUAAGACUUUUGUACAAGAUUCUGACAAUCAUCAACCUUCUUCAUCAUUCAGAAUCGAAGCAUAAAAAUGAUUAA
Molecule: messenger RNA, 351 nt
Organism: Clunio marinus
Lineage: Eukaryota; Metazoa; Arthropoda; Insecta; Diptera; Chironomidae
Source: the annotation of a GenBank genome assembly